AUGGCAUUUUGGAGUACGAUUAAUUUAUUGGAUUAUUUUCUUCGAUCACUUCAUAUACCAGUGUAUAUGGCAUUUGUUGAACGAUAUGAAUUAAUUGUUACGCUUUUUCAGAUUCGUUUUGUUCCUAUUCGAUCACCAUGCACAAUACUUAAAACAUUUGCACAAAAUAAUUCACUCUCAUGUCUACUUACAAUUUGGUUCACCAUUGGGAUUAUUUCGGCUAUAAUUUGUUUGUUUGGAGUUACCUUAUAUCUUUCAAGGAGCACUGUGAUCGAAAUAACUUCGUGGUGGUUCGAAUACUUCCAUUCAUUUGCUUCAGAUGUUGUUUAUCAAUUGGAACCUGCUACAUUUAGGAAGGAAUUCAUCAAAGAAGAUGAUGGUUUGAAGUUUAUAAUCCCUGGUUGGAACAUUCCAUGGACACAAGUACCGCUAUAUGUUGUAGUUUUGUUGGUCGCAGUAGUAGUUCAUGAAAUGGGACAUAUGUUAGCAGCACUAAGUAUUAAUGUUCCGGUUACAAGUAUGGGUUUCAUCCUUUUCGCCAUAUAUUUUGGUGCUUACGUUGAAAUUGAUGCUGUGGCAAUGCGUCGUUUAUCGUCUAUACAAAAACUGCGAAUCAGUUGCGCGGGAAUAUGGCAUAAUUUAGUAUUUGCAUUAUUUGCAUGGAUACUUCACGAAUCUACUUCUUUCAUUGUUUCACCAUUGUAUAUGUCUGAUGCGGGUGUUUACAUUGAAAGUCUUCAAAAGGAUUCUCCUAUAUCAGGACCAGUUGGUUUACACAAAGGCAAUGUUAUCCAGGCAAUAAAUGAUUGUGAUGUAAGCAAUAUUAAUGAUUGGAAUCGAUGUCUGACGACAAUAAAAUAUACUAAUUCGGGAUUUUGCGUACCAGAUGACAUAAUUGCGGAGAAUAUGGCAAAUGAGAUGCAGUUAGUAGGGAAUGAAUUGGAUUGUUGUCACAACUCAACAUGGGGUAAUUCAGCUUCGCAUAUGUGCUUUUACGUGCGUGAUUGGAUGCAUACCAUCCCUAAAAAACGAAGUCAUGAAUUAUUGGAGUAUUUCUCUGCGAAAAUAUGCUCAUGUUUAUCAGCGAGAUAUACAGCAGAUUUACAGUUUUGCAGUUCUACUGAAAAUUGCGUGGACACAAAUGGAAGAUUGAGAACCAUUCACUCAUCUUGCGUUUUCCCUGCUGUUUUAGGCAAUAUGUCAUUUAUGAGAAUUUCGAUUGGGAAUACAUCGCGUGUAAUUCUCUAUGUAGGCUACGCCAGGGAGUUGGAAUUUCAUGUACAAGUGAGCAAUUACAUACCUCGGUUACCAAUCAUAUCAACAUUUAUACCUUACUUUAUUGAGUUAGGGACAAAAUAUAUCUUCACAUUUUCCCUCGCUUUUGCUGUUAUCAAUGCGACACCUUGCAUUUUUCUUGAUGGGCAAUAUAUUUUCUCUAAUUUUGUGGAUUUUAUGUUCAGCAAGCUGAGACCGAGAAGACGACGAUUAAUAAAACGACUGGUCCUGACAUAUGGAACGACACUUUUAGCUGUAAAUUUCACCCUCGCAAUAUGGAAGUUAUAUAAACAUAUUGUAUAG
Messenger RNA from Brugia malayi, 1578 nucleotides. Its product is annotated as membrane-bound transcription factor protease, putative. The record is from RefSeq and is a predicted model, not a curated record. Gene Ontology annotation, molecular function: metalloendopeptidase activity; protein binding. Gene Ontology annotation, cellular component: cytoplasm; membrane. Gene Ontology annotation, biological process: membrane protein intracellular domain proteolysis; regulation of response to endoplasmic reticulum stress. Bases 1 to 1578 code for a protein of 525 amino acids. NCBI's taxonomy places the organism in Eukaryota, Metazoa, Nematoda, Chromadorea, Rhabditida, Onchocercidae. The transcript is spliced from 11 exons.